This is a messenger RNA of Lecanosticta acicola, 7245 nucleotides long. NCBI's taxonomy places the organism in Eukaryota, Fungi, Ascomycota, Dothideomycetes, Mycosphaerellales, Mycosphaerellaceae. The record is from the annotation of a GenBank genome assembly.
AUGACAUCUGCAAACACCGACUCGUGGGCCCGCGACCACGUCGCCGAUGCUAAUCCAGACCUACCGCGCAAGCGAGAGCGUCUCAGCGAGGAAAAGGACGACGCCUCGCCGCUGGCCACUGACGACAGUGUGCUCGUCGAGGCCUUGCCGCUCGAAGACGACGGCGCCGGCAACAGCUAUCACAACGCAAUCCAACUGCACGACGAGUCUGCAAUGGAGGCCUUCAGCGCCGAUUUCGACCUCGAGCCGGGCUGUAACGUGAUCCCGGUCAAGCAACUCCACCACCUGAUUGAUUGCCUGCGGCAAGGCGUACCGCUUCAGCCAAAUCACAUGGACAAUUUCUGUCGAUGGCUACAGAGUCACCUUGUCCUGACCCGCGAAAUGCAAGAUCGGUGGCACUAUGCAUAUCUGGACGACGAGCGCGAAUUCUUCGCCCGACUGGCCGUGUUUGGUCGCGACUUCCUAGCCUACGCAGGAGAUCUGUUUGACUACAAGCAGAUGCAACAGUAUGGCGUCGAUUACCUGGGCCAGAGCUUGUACGGUCUAUGGCCUGCUAUCGGUGAAUUAGCCAUUCGCAUUCUUCGCUUCCUGCCAGGCGUCGUUGAUGGCAUGUUCGCGAGGCGAGACUCUGGCCAGGCUCCUAAGACACGCCAGCAACUCGAUGAUAUCUGCUAUGUGGAGAUCCUCGCAAAGACGAUGACCCUGAACAAAGCAGCUUCGAUGGACUUCUUUCGGAAUCACUUCAGUUACAAACCCAAGGGCCAUGCCAUCAAACUAAAAGAAGAAUUCCAGCGGGACCCGAGCUUGAUCGCAGUCCUUCUGGAGUUGCUCCAGAAGCUGGUGCAGAAUCAUCGUGAAAUUUCGAAUUCUUGGGACGGCAUCGAUGCCAUUCUUCGAAUCCUCCACUCUCUGGACCUGUUGCGGAUCGAGGACCUCCACGUUGUCAUCGGUGUGAUCCAUCACAACAUCAUGCCUUUGAUCUGCGAGAAGCACCCGAGAGCCUUGCCGGAGGGCUUUCACGACUUCAUCAUCCACAUGGCCGGGAUCGUCGUCGAGAAGCUCUCGCUCAACUCCGAUGAUCAAGCUGCAGCGGCUCUCUACGCGCGAUACAUAACAAGUGACCACGAUGCUUUACUUUCCGAGCUGGCAGAGGACGAACCUAUCGCCGCAAAGCUGCAACACAUCUGUGAAGGCGACAAGGACUUGUUGGCCCAGCUUCUGACGACAGCCUGGUCUCUGCAAUCACUCAAGUCCUUCAUCUACAGCGACAUCAUGGAUGUCAGGACUUGUGGCAUCAUGUCUCUGGGAAAGACCUUUGUUCAACUGCACAAGCUCCACUCCUCUUCUCCGGAACAAUUCGAGCAUCCUGUCCUUCAGUACGUUGCUCGCUUUGUGCGGUUGAACGAAGUGACCAAAUACAUCUUUGGACCAAAUUCACACGCAAGUCUGGUUCAUCACAGCGGCAACAUCAUUGGGUUUCUAGCUGCAACAAAGGCUUAUACGCAUCUGGAGACCGACAUAAUCUGGCAUGCCUGCACAAGUAGCGUCGAGGUGGAAUUCGCCAAGGCCUCCCUUGCAGUCUUAUCCGAGAUUUGUCGCUACAUGGACCUUGAUCAGUUACUGUAUGUUGCAAACAAGUAUGUGGACACGCCUCCAUCAAAGCUUGGAAACGAUGCGGUGGACUCGCUUUCCGAACUCUUCGCGAAGGUUCAGCUCAAGAACGACAGCUCACUCGACCAAGGGCAUCGAUUGGCCACUGCUUUCAUUAGCAUUAAUGUCAUGAUGAAAGCCGAUGAGGCCGAGUCCAAUGGUUCUCUCUCAAGACUACGCGAGACAGCAAAGCAAGAGCUUCGCCGAUUUACCAAUCCUGCUUACAAUGCACACGACCGAGUGGAGAUAUACUUGCGCUGUGCACCUCACAUAGUGAAGUCCAGCGGACAAGCCUCAACGGCUGUUGACAUUAUUGUGCUAUUUCUACAAGGAACGGUGUCCAAAAGGGAAGCUGAACACUUGCUAGAGGCCUUACCGGUUCAAGGUGCCAUCGACGAGAUGGGUCGCUUCCUUGAAAGUUGUCGCGCUGGUGCUUCUUCCUCCGGGAUCGCGCAGAUAGCUGCCAUUGAGCUGCGUCUGGAACUCAUCGUGCGCCUCUUGUCGCUACCCAUUGUCGACCUGAGCGCGGAAGACCUUUCGCGAUUCUUCAAGUACGCUGUUGGGGACGAGGCACUCAACAACGAAGCCAGAGAUCGUGCUUGGCGGCUGUUGAUGCACAUGCUCGACACAAACGAGAGCGAGGAUGUCGCCUCAGACAUGCUCGAGCGAUUCCUUGCGAAGGAGAUUGCAGGGCUUCCUCUGGAUUUUGUCACCCCAGAGCUCAUCAAAAUCUGUGGAAUACAUCUGCAAAAUCACCUGCUUUGCAGCGAGUCACCAGCUGACUACUCCUCAGCCCUCCAUACUCCGAUCUGGCAGAAAUUGGUCCUUGCAGCUGAAAGCGCCGACAACCUACUGGUGAGGCAACAAGCGGCUCAAAUGAUAUGUCAGGUGCUCUUUGGGAACACCAACCAGCAACAGAAGGGCACGUCAGCGACCAGAUGCCACGCCGAAUUUGCGCGACAGCAGAUCGAUCGCAUACGUGAAGAGUUCCAGAAAACUACCGAUUCCGGCACUGGGUCCAUUUGUCAGAAGCUCGGACUACUUGACGCUGUUCUCUCUCAAAGCAGGACUUUCGUCGAAUCAUCUGCUGUCGACCUACAGGCCAACAUCAACCUAGCAAGCGAGCCAGCGGACGUGACAUCGAAAUACACGCUGCAAAUUCACGGAACUGGCCAAACGCAACCUAAAACCCUCGUCUUGCGGGCGAAGGGGUCAAACAAGCUGUCUGAAUUGGCGAGUAUGCUACCGAAUGCGACAGGCGCAGCGGAAAAUCGAGUGCUAUUUCGAGGCAAAGAAUUUGAAUUGAAAGUGGAUGGAGAGACAACCCUGGCCGAUCUCGGGAUCCCCGAGGAAGCCAUCAUUCCUAUUUGUCCCAGACACACCUCAGACAGUGACCUUGGACUUGUGCUGACUUCUCCUGGCGCUGUUGAGCAUGAGGUGUUGGAACAGUACAGCGAACUCGAAAAGCUUCUCGACGGCCCUGACGACGUUGCAUGCCAAGUAAGUUCCCAUCAAAUUGCAUUGCGUAUUGCUUGCUAACUUUUGGAGGCCUACAUGUUCUUGACCAAAGUUCGACCGCCGAUCCAAACUCGGCGUCAUGUGGCAGCGCGUCAGACGCCAGUGCUUGAGUUAUGUCCUCUCGACAAACCGUGGAGGUGCGCCUUCACCUUCCACGUGCUCAAAACCAACCUCAAGGACUAUGCUCGCAUCGGCGUCGCGGACGAGGCAUUCAUCCUCCAGGGACUCCGCCUCCAUUUAGCAGUCAUCACCGACUCGGAGCGUCCCGUUCAGCCCGACGUCAUGAUCUGGGCGUUGGACUGCAUGCUCGAGUUCCUGUUGGGUCAGUUCGAUGUGUUGUUGUUUUUAGGCAUUGUGACUAAUACUAAUAAAGCUUCAGAGAAACCGCAGACGUCGAGUAUCGCUCAUCCGAUCGAGGAUCCUACACGGUACGCAAGUCGCAUGGUUGAACUUGUUCUGUUCGCUGUAGAGCUGUCGCCCUCCAGCAACGGUGGCCAUCAGCGCUUCAAUCUGGCUUCAUUGGCCUUCCGAGCCCUGCUUCAAGCUUUCCGACGACAAAGCUCAGUGUGGCUAAGCUUCAGCAACGACCCAAAUGCCACCCAAAUCAUCAAGCAGUCAAUGUUCCAUGCUGAACCGGGUUUCGCGCAACUCGCAGUGGAGACGAUUUCGACAUCCUGCCGAGAUGAAGACUCGGGCCCGGAAGUUGCCGACUUCUUCAUGAAAGCCCUACUGGAGAUUCUGCCUCAAGCUCGAGACAGGGCGGACCGUGCGAAGCCAUAUUUCGACCUAGUCACCCAGGUGCUGCUCAGCAACGGGACGCUUAGAGUCGAUGAAGCUAGAGUUCGCGACAUUACAGAUACUUUGGUCAAUUCCCUUUGGACCUAUAACCACAUUGAGUCCGUGGACCUGCCAAUCGCCGACACUGUGAUGGCCGGGCUUUUAAGGCUUCUGACUGAGACUGUCAAUGUCUUGAAGAGCUUCAAGAGACCGCUUGAAUUGGACCAUCUCGCGGCAAAGUUAUUCACGACUCUGCUGUUCCCCCCUUACCGUGAGCUUUCAUCACACCCGCUCGUCCAUCAGACAUCCCGCAAGCUAGCUCUGGACCUAGUCAAGGCCACGUGCGAAGGUCUCGAGGAGUUCAACGAGCUACUAGAUGGGACUCUCCAUGCAUUACAGGACGCGAGCGAUGAUCCAUCGUCACAGUAUCCUGGCCGUGCGACAUGGCUUCGGCCUGCAGUUUCUUGCAGCGGACUUCCGAAUUUGGGCAUGACGUGUUACAUGAACUCGCUGUUACAGCAGCUCUUCGCUAACGUUCAAUUCCGAAAAUUCCUAUUCGAGGUUCCGAUUGUCAAUUCUCAGGAGCAAGCACUACUCUACCAAGUGCAGCUUCUGUAUGCGAAUAUGCAAAGCUCCUACAGCCAGGUCCAGACUGGCGACCUGGCGCGAGUACUGAAUAUCCAGACCGAUAGUCAGGAAGACGUUCACGGCUUCUACGAGGAUUUUCUUACCAGACUUGAGAGCGAGAUGCCUGACGCAACUUGGAAAGCGAAGUUGGCAAAAUUCUUUACCGGCAAGCUCAUCUCACAGAUCAAGGGCGAAUGCGGACAUGUAUCGCCGUCAUCGGAGCCGUUCGUUGACCUUCCUGUGAACGUGAAGAACAAGGCGUGCUUGCCAGAGAGCUUAGAUGAACUCGUCCAAGGCGAACCAAUGGAGGGGGCCAACAAAUAUAAAUGUCUGGGUUGCGACACCGCAGAUGGCGGUCGUCUGGUCAAUGCAAUGAGACGAGCGUGCCCAGAUGAGAUGCCGGACAACCUCACGUUCUGUCUCAAACGCUUUACGUUUGAGGCAAUGUUUGGAAUGGAAGGGAAGGUCAAUGAUCGGUUCGAAUUCCCACAGAAUAUCGAUAUGUCGCGAUACCAGCGCGUCCACUUGGAGAAUCCGACGGCCCCGGUCGAAGAAGAUAUCUUCGAGCUCGUUGGUGUCAUUGUUCAUCAAGGCACCCUCAAUCUUGGACAUUAUUGGUCCUACACUCUAUUGCGAAACACAGCUCGUCCGGACUUGCGCACUUGGGUGAAGCUCGAAGACAAGAAUGUUACGCUGGUUGACGGGGGCGUCGUGGCUGUGCAACAAGAGUGCUUUGGCGGCCAGUCUGCCAACGGGCAGGAGAGAGCAGACAACGCAUACGUCCUGUUCUACCAGAGACAGUCGUCCCUUGAAGAACAAAUCGCUCUUCCCGAGCAAGUCUUUGACCCUGAGACUGGACUGUUGCUGCCUCCAAAAGUACCCAUUGAUCCGAUACUUGGCGAAAGCAUUCACACCAACAACGCAUGGGCCCAGCGUAUUGCGCACCUAUUCGACGAAGAUUUUGCACUGCUGAUUGAAUGGCUUCUUUCAAAGUAUGUCAAGUCAGAUAUUGCUUCUCCUGUCGACUCUGUGCUAGAGGCGCCAGACGAGGACAAUUCAACCAUGGUUGAGUCUCCUCGUGACAGCAACACUGGUGAAGAGCUUGGCCGGAGAAUCAGUGAGGCUGUCAUGACUUAUGUGAAGCGUGUUGCGGUGUGUAAUUCUCACCCAGUGGGACGGAUGAAGCGAUGCAUCACCGCACUGGAGCCGUUGAUGCAACGCCCAGACCAUCAUUCGCUCUAUCUCUUGGAGCAAAUCGCCGACGAUCCCAAAUGGUACACUGGACUCAUCAAGCAUGAAAACAGAAUGGUGCGGAAUUGGAUCAACAACCUCAUUGCUAAGUGCAGUGUACGUCUCCGGGAACAUGAUCCGACUGCUCACGACGACGUCUUCACGAAGCUGCGAGAAACUCACUCAAGCUGGAUUACGAAGGACAAAGACCAGCCACUUUUCGAUUGGAGUAGCUAUCUCAAGCUGGUGAGCGAUUUUGCAGGCUUUGGUCGUGUGGAGACGGCCUCGAUACUGGAAGAGUACUAUUGGAAUUGGGUCUUUGAAAUGCUGGCCGUUCCCUUUGAUCCUGAAAUUCGCAAGCGACACAUUGGAGUGUUUGACCACAUGAAGCACAACUCUGGCAACGUUGCUGCUCUCUAUCAAUUCAUAUACAACAUUCUCAAUGGCUACGUGGACUUUUCGAGCUACGAUCGAAGCCUGCGUGAUACCGAGCCGCGACGGUUCUCCGAAAUGGGAGUUCUCUUACGUCAGCGAGAAUUCCAGGACUUGGUAAAACCGAGCGAUGAUGUUCAGGUUGCAUGGCUGCUCCGCGCAGCAAAGCUCGCGGACAAGGGACAGGAUUGGAGAGAAUCUGCUCCUGGGAAAGUUCUGGGCUUGCUCGUUUCGAACAAAGCAGAUGAAGCGCUCCGCUACUCCAUCACGGCGAGCCUUAUCAAGCAUAUUGACACCGAGGAGGAGUCCCUGAACACGCUCCUCCAUCUUGUCAUACACUUCUACGCCAACUUCGAGCAGCCCGACGCCAGAGGACAGGCCGUUUUCAAGGCCCUUGUGAAGGUGGUCCACAUGUGGGACAGCUAUGAGCUCGACUUCCUGGCUACCGUUCAAGAGGUCUAUCGCUACGCUCCUUGCACAGUGCUUGCAACACAGGACGAAUGGCUCGUUAAACUCUUGAACCACAACAAGGUCCACGCAGUCCGGCAGGCCACAGCGAAGUGGCUGGUGGAAGAGGUGUACGGACGUGAGGUACCGCUGAGCGAACGACCAAACCUGGACCGAACCCGGGUGAAUAUUGCGCGAAAACUCGCGCCUAUGCUAGUACUCCACCUCACCAAUGCGCAGCAAGAAUAUCGGCCGAGAGCUCGUUUCCAACCCAUGAUCGAUGUUGUGCUGCAGAUGGGAAAGUACAUGAGCGCACUCCAAGAGACGGACGACCUUGAGGUGGGAAGGGCGCUCCAGCUCGAGAUUGACGAAUCGCACAGCGCGACCGACGAGAUCGAAGCGCUCGAGACGGAUAUCCUGGAGGACUGGUCAGAGGACGCUGGACUUCCCGGGACUGGCGUGCAGGAGGGCGGAGGACAGGUUGGGCUGGACGAGGAUGAAGAGCUUUCCAGCGACGAGGAAUGGGCCUCGGAUGAUAGUGUCAUCGAGACGGUUCCGAGAUAA